Molecule: messenger RNA, 4247 nt
Organism: Ostrinia furnacalis (Asian corn borer)
Lineage: Eukaryota; Metazoa; Arthropoda; Insecta; Lepidoptera; Crambidae
Product: ATP-dependent RNA helicase l(1)G0007
Exons: 21
Coding region: 308-3913 (1201 amino acids)
Cellular component (GO): intracellular anatomical structure
Molecular function (GO): 3'-5' RNA helicase activity; ATP binding; RNA binding
Source: RefSeq, a predicted model, not a curated record
GUACUCACACAAAUAAUUUUGCUUUUAAUUAGAAAUGUAAAUACUUUUGUUUUUUUUUUAAACCCUGUUACACUCUGUCAAAGCUGUUUACGUGACAUUGGCGAAAUCAUGGUUCUCAAUACCAAGUCGUUGCCAUAAUAAAAGAAGAAGAAGAAGUACUUUUCUCUAUGCUUUUAUUUUGAACACGAUCUGGUGCAAUGUUUUGCAAUUUAUUCCUUUUGUUUUCGGAUAAAUAACUCAAAACUGUUAAAUCAAUAGCUGUGUACUUAAAAAAGUGAGAUACUGGUGACUCUGCCUACCUCUUACAAUGUCGGAGGAUGACAAAACACUGCAUCGUUUGGAGGGAUCAUCUGGGGAUGCUCCUGGAGGUUUGAUCAUCAAAAAGAAGGAUGAACCAGCAGACUUCCAGUUUGCAAGGCCAUCCUUGUUGGGGCUUGAUAAGCUGGCUGCAACUAAGAGGAAGCAGAAUCGGCUGAUAUCAUUCCAAGACGACGCGAAUGAAGAAGACGAUGAGGCUGAUCGCAGUGAAUCUAGCGGGACUAAGGAACGUAAAUAUAGGAAGCACAAUGAAGAGACUCCGACAUACACUGGUGGUAUCUCAGAACAAGCGCGGGAACGCAUGAUUGAGAGGUUACAGAGGAAAGAUAAAGAAUUAAAAGAGAAAGGAGUGCACAAUUCAACUCAAGAAGAAAAGAAAUCACGAUCAAAGGAUGACGAAGAUGAUCGGUACUACAGACACCGCUAUGACAGACGUGACAGGGACAGAAGACAUGAUGACUACAGGAAAGACAGGGACAGGGAUAGAGAUAGGAGAAAAGACAGGGAUUCGGGGAGGAGAGGGGAUUCCGAGAGGAGGGAUAGGCGGGAUCGGGACAGUGAAAGAAGUAGAGACAGCUCAAGAAGGAGCUAUUAUGAACCAAGGUUUAAGGAUGAGCCUAGGACACCCAGCCUGAAAGUCCUAAAACCCACAGACAAAACAGCCUGGGAUGACGAUGAUGAUGAUCUCAAGGCUCCUCUACGUAAAUCCAGCUGGGACUUCCCGACCCCACUGCCGCGGGAUGCCGGGCCAUCCGACAGGUCACAGAGGAGUGACAGGAGUGGCAAACCAUUGAGGGAUUACAAAGGGAGACCCUAUGUGUACUCGGAUAGAGCUACACCACACAAGUUUGCCACUUCCAGACGUGGCUUGGAUAUUGAGGACUCUGAAUGGGAAGAAGCUGAAAAGAAAUUAGAUAGAGCUUGGUACAACAUGGGUGAAGGUGAAGCAGACGAAUCGGAUCCAUUCGCCGGCACCAGCGCGGAAUACGUGGCACGCAAAGAAGAACAGAUAGAGAAACGACGCAAUCGGAAGGUGUCAGCGCAGCGACAACAGAUAGACAGGGACAACGAGCUGUGGGAGCGGAACAGAAUGCUGACCAGUGGUGUGGUGCACUCUAUCAACGUCAACAAUGAUUUGGACGAGGAAAGCGUAGACCGCGUGCAUCUACUUGUUCAUAACAUCGUGCCGCCAUUCCUCGACGGAAGAAUCGUCUUUACAAAGCAGCCUGAGCCUGUUAUCCCGGUAAAAGAUCCAACGUCAGACAUGGCGAUCAAUGCCAGGAAAGGUUCUGCCUUGGUGAAGGCGUUCAGAGAACAAAAAGAAAGAAGAAAAGCGCAGAAGAAACACUGGAAACUGGAAGGGACUAAAUUAGGAAACAUCAUGGGAAUACAGAAAGAGAAAGAAGAAGAGGAAGAUGGACCUACUAAGGAAGCGUAUAAAUAUGCCGAACAUUUGGACAAAGCUGAGGCAGAAGAACCAGCGUCCAAGUCGGAAUUCGUGACAAAGAAGACGAUAGCGGAACAACGGCGCUACCUACCCGCCUUCGCCGUACGCGAGGAGCUGAUGCAAGUCAUCCGGGAGAAUAGCGUCGUCAUCAUCGUCGGUGAGACCGGCAGCGGCAAGACUACGCAGCUGACCCAAUACUUGCACGAGGAAGGCUACAGCCGGAUGGGAAUGAUCGGUUGCACGCAGCCGCGACGUGUAGCUGCCAUGUCUGUAGCCAAGCGAGUCUCUGAUGAAAUGAAUACUAAGCUAGGUGACGAAGUGGGCUACGCGAUCCGUUUCGAAGACUGCACGUCUCCCAACACAGUCAUAAAGUACAUGACGGAUGGUAUCCUUCUUCGAGAGGGGUUAAGGGAACCGGAUCUUGACAACUACUGCGCCAUCAUCAUGGACGAAGCCCACGAGAGGUCCUUGUCUACUGACAUGCUGUUUGGACUGCUAAGAGAGGUGGUGGCCCGUCGCUCGGACCUGAAGCUGAUCGUGACGUCAGCUACCAUGGACUCGUCCAAGUUCUCAGCGUUCUUUGGAAAUGUCCCCACCUUCACCAUCCCGGGGCGGACCUUCCCUGUAGAGACGUUCUUCGCGAAGAAUGUCUGCGAGGACUACGUGGAUGGGGCUGUUAAACAGGCUCUGCAGAUUCAUCUACAGCCUGACGAAGGAGACAUCCUAAUCUUCAUGCCUGGUCAAGAAGAUAUUGAAGUUACUUGUGAGGUUCUCACAGAGCGUCUAGCAGACCUGGACAGUGCGCCGCCUCUAACGGUUCUGCCGAUAUACUCUCAAUUACCAGCUGACCUGCAAGCCAAGAUCUUCCAGCGAGCUCCACCUGGCCAGAGGAAGUGCAUCGUGGCUACCAACAUUGCUGAAACGUCGCUGACUGUCGACGGCAUCAUGUACGUGGUGGACUCCGGUUACUGCAAGCUGAAAGUGUACAAUCCAAGGAUUGGUAUGGACGCUCUACAGAUUUACCCAGUGAGCCAGGCCAACGCACGCCAGAGGGCGGGUCGUGCGGGCCGAACGGGCCCGGGCAAGGCUUUCUGUCUGUACACGCAGCGGCAGUACCAGCGCGAGUUGUUAGCCGCUACUGUGCCGGAGAUACAGCGGACUAACUUGGCCAAUACUGUACUGCUGCUAAAGUCGCUUGGAGUUGAAGACUUAUUGGCUUUUCACUUUAUGGACCCGCCACCGCAGGACACGAUCCUGAACUCCAUGUACCAACUAUGGAUCCUGGGCGCGCUGGACGGCACGGGCGCGCUGACGCCCCUCGGCCGGCAGAUGGCGGAGUUCCCACUCGACCCGCCGCAGUGCCACAUGCUCAUAGUGUCGGCUGAGAUGGGAUGCAGUGCGGAGGUGCUCAUCAUAGUAUCCAUGCUGUCAGUCCCAUCUGUAUUCUACCGGCCGCAAGGACGCGAGGAAGAAGCGGACUCCGUCAAGGAAAAGUUUCAAGUGCCUGAGUCGGACCAUCUAACACUGCUGCAUUUGUACAACCAGUGGAAGGCUAACAAAUAUUCCAGCCAGUGGUGCACCGAGCACUUCGUCCACGGCAAGGCCAUGCGAAAAGUGCGUGAAGUGCGACAACAGCUGAAGGACAUCCUACAGCAACAACGCCUGCCGCUCGCGUCGUGCGGGACUGACUGGGACACUGUUCGCAAAUGCAUCUGUUCUGCGUACUUCCAACAAGCGGCCCGCCUCAAAGGCAUCGGCGAGUACGUAAACUGUCGUACCGGCAUGCCGUGCCACCUGCACCCGACGUCGGCUCUGUUCGGGCUGGGCUCGUCGCCGGACUACGUGGUGUACCACGAGCUCAUGAUGACGGCCAAGGAGUACAUGCACUGCGUCACAGCUGUUGACGGCCGCUGGCUGGCCGAGCUGGGGCCGAUGUUCUUCUCGCUCAAGGAGACUGGCAAGUCCAACCGCGACAAGCGGAAAGAGGCAGCAGUGCACCUCCAAAGAAUGGAAGAAGAGAUGAAGUUAGCCGAACAGAAGAUGGCCGAAGAGCGGAAGAAACGCGAAGAAGACGUGCCCGUCACGCAAGAAGUAGCGACUCCUGGUCUUAACACGCCGCGACGCGCGCCGCAGCGGUUGGGACUUUGAAGCUUACGCCUUGGGAAUAAGGGAUAUAAUGGCUUCCAACAAUGGACUUCAAUAGUACACUACCAGACAAUCUGUUCAGAAUAAAAAUCGUGUCAAAAAACGCGUCAAAUCAAGUAUACAAAAAGCGCACGUAAAUUAUUACGUCACCAUAAACAAAAACAUGAACUCUAUGUUCAUAGGGCAACAGUUAACAUUAACGUUUGAUUCUUUGAGAGACGUGAUUCCGUUUUAGGUUUUGCAGCAAUAAGAAAUUGACGUCACGUCUGGUUAUUUGAGAUCAAAAACAAAUCGAAUUCAAUAAUUGGAAACUAUUUGGGUUUCCAAAGAAAAGCAA